CUGUCAGGAGCCAGAGCUCAGUGAGGCAGGCUGUGCCCAUGCCGUUAGGACCCUGAACAAACAGCUGGUUCACCCCAGACCACCGCUUUAAAGGGAAAGAGAGAGGGAGGGAGGGAGGGAGAGAGAGAGAGAGAGAGAGAGAACAGGGAUAGAGCAAGAGAUAGAAAAUGGAGAUAGAGAGACAGUGUGACAGAGAGAGAGAGCAAGAGAGAGAGAGAAACACCCACUUUCCAGCAGGCAGUAACGCUCUGGGGGCACUCUGGCACGCCCUGUAAAAAUAAGAGGAGUGACUGACAGAUUGGGCGUCCCAAAGCUUCCUCAGAGAGAAAUGAAGGGAUGAGAAACGGAGGAGUAAUAGACGACGGAGGAGGAGGAGAGCUGGCGUGCGUGUGUGAACGCAGAGCGGGAUAAGCCGUGGUGUGGACUGUAAUGGGUUAGCUGGUGCCUGUGCCCCAGGCGCCCUCUGUGAAUGUCUCUCACCAUGGCCAAGCACGAGACCAGCAACAGCAGCCCCGUGGUGCGGCAGAUCGACAAGCAGUUCCUGGUCUGCAGCAUCUGCCUGGACCACUACCACAACCCCAAAGUCCUGCCCUGCCUGCACACCUUCUGCGAGAGGUGCCUACAGAACUACAUUCCCCCGCAGUCCCUGACGCUGUCGUGCCCCGUGUGCCGACAGACCUCCAUUCUGCCGGAGAAGGGCGUGGCCGCACUCCAGAACAACUUCUUCAUCACCAACCUGAUGGAGGUGCUCCAGCGGGGGCCAGAGUGCGCCCGUCCCGAGGCCUGCAGUGUCCUGGAGUCCGUCAGCGCUGCUGUGGCCGGGACACCGCUCUGCUGUCCCAACCACGAGGGCAAGGUGAUGGAGUUCUACUGCGAGUCAUGCGAGACGGCCAUGUGUCUGGAGUGCACAGAGGGAGAGCACAGGGAGCACGUGACCGUCCCUCUACGGGACGUCCUGGAGCAGCACAAAGCCGCACUGAAGAACCAGCUUGAUGCCAUCCGUGGCAGACUCCCCCAGCUGACGGCGGCCAUCGAGCUGGUGAGCGAGAUCUCCAAGCAGCUGACGGAGCGCAAGAACGAGGCGGUGAGCGAGAUCAACUGCACCUUCGAGGAGCUGGAGCGGGCGCUGAAUCUGCGCAAGAGUGCGCUCAUCACCGACCUGGAGAGCAUCUGCAACGCCAAGCAGAAGGUGCUGCAGGCCCAGCUGGCCUCCCUGCUCCAGGGGAAGGAGCACAUCCAGAGCAGCUGCAGCUUCACGGAGCAGGCCCUGGACCACGGCAGCGCCACCGAGGUGCUGCUGGUGCAGAAGCAGAUGAGCGAGCGGGUCAGCGCCCUGGCCCGCCACGACUUCCCCGAGCAGCCGCACGAGAACGGCCACCUGGACUGCCUGGUGGAGACGGAGGGCCUGCGCCGCUCCAUCCAGAACCUGGGCGUCCUGCUGACCACGGGCGCCGUGGGCCACACCAGCGUGGCCACGGGCGAGGGGCUCCGGCACGCCCUGGUGGGCCAGCACACGUCCGUCACCGUCACCACCAAGGACAAGGGCGGCGAGCUGGUGCGGACGGGCAACGCCGCGCUCCGCGCCGAGAUCUCGGGCCCCGACGGGGCGCGGGCCGACGCCGAGGUGACGGACAACAAGAACGGGACGUACGAGGUGGGGUACACGCUGCGCUCCGAGGGCGAGUUCUCCUUCGCCCUGCUGCUCUACGGGCAGCCCGUGCGGGGCAGCCCCUUCCGCCUGCGGGCCGUCAAGCCCUCCGACGUGCCCCAGUCCCCCGACGACGUCAAGCGCAGGGUGAAGUCGCCCAGCGGGGGCGGGGGCCACGUCCGGCAGAAGGCCGUCAGGCGCCCCUCCAGCAUGUACAGCACCAGCAAGAAGAAGGAGAACCCCAUCGAGGACGAGCUCAUCUACAGAGUCGGCUCACGUGGGCGGGAGAGGGGGGAGUUCACCAAUCUGCAGGGUAUUUCUGCCUCCAGCAAUGGCAGGAUCGUGGUGGCAGACAGUAACAAUCAAUGUAUCCAGGUCUUCUCCAAUGAUGGACUAUUCAAACUUAGGUUUGGGGUCAGAGGUCGUUCGCCUGGCCAGCUCCAGCGCCCCACAGGCGUCACCGUGGAUAUGAACGGUGACAUCAUCGUGGCCGACUACGACAACAGAUGGGUCAGCAUCUUCACUUCAGACGGCAAGUUCAAGAACAAAAUCGGCGCCGGGCGCCUGAUGGGGCCGAAGGGCGUGGCCGUGGACAAGAACGGCCACAUCAUCACCGUGGACAACAAGGCCUGCUGCGUCUUCAUAUUCCAGUCCAACGGGAAGCUGGUGACCAAGUUCGGCGCGAGGGGGACUUCCGAGCGCCAGUUUGCAGAAAAAAGUGGUGCAAACAUUGCACUGGAGCAAAAGCUUAGUAAAUCUGGCCCAGCGUUCAGUCCACACUUUGUAGCUGUAAAUAACAAGAAUGAAAUAGUGGUGACAGACUUCCACAACCACUCCGUUAAGGUGUACAGCGCUGACGGAGAGUUCCUGUUCAAAUUCGGCUCUCACGGAGAGGGCAACGGUCAGUUCAACGCCCCCACGGGCGUGGCCGUGGACGCUAACGGCAACAUCAUCAUCGCUGACUGGGGCAACAGCCGAAUACAGGUGUUUGACAGCUCCGGGUCCUUCCUGUCCUACAUAAACACGACGGCGGACCCCCUGUACGGGCCCCAGGGCCUGGCCCUCACGUCGGACGGACACGUGGCCGUGGCCGACUCUGGGAACCACUGCUUUAAGGUGUACCGCUACCUGCAGUAAGACCUCGGAGGAAGAGGAGGAGGAGAGGAAACGGGAAGAAAACACACAGGGUUCAAAACAUUCUCAAUGUUUUCCGCUUUAACCAUUUCGACUCGACUCAUCAGACGGACUGUAAGAUACUUGUACCUUUCACCCUUUCCAAGCUCUCCUGGAAAACAAGAAACAAACAAACAAACAAAUGUAAAAAAAAACGUUCUUUGAUGUUUUUCUACUGUAUCGUUUGGAAGCAAACCCACUUUGAGCCGAAGGACUUUCCAUUAAAUAAAAAUGAGAAAAUAAUGAAAGUAUGUCAGGAACUCGACUGGAGGGAUAAAAAAAUAAGCGUGUGUAUAUAUAUAUACAUAUAUAUAUUCAAAGUGAUUAACCGCACCUAGUGUGGACAAAGAAGAACAUUGAAAGGCAUAAGCAAGACGGAACGUCGUGGAGCAAAAACAGUUUUCCAAAUGCAUGAAGUUGUAGCUUAUCGGAACCACAGCUGAGACAAAGUAUGUUUGUAAACUGGUCGCUUUUCCUGGCAGUAAAUGCCUGAAGAAAAAUGGAUGACUCAUACCUCUCUUUUAACUCUGAGUGCAGUAUUGAGACUGAAUCUUUCUCUAUUUGGUCAUUCGUUGUAACAGCAGAUUUUAUCCAUGACGAAGUAAGCCAUCUUGAACAUGACUUCAAACACACCAUCUUGUGCAUUUAAUUUUGUUGUAUAUUUAUUCUUGUAAACACAUAUCUGUAUAUCCUGUAAAUGGACAUGUUCUUUGAAGCUGCAUUUAUGUUAUAAAACUUAUGGGCCUAAUUGAGUAACUCACAGUUCAGAUAACUAGCAUUUCAGCAUUUGUAACAAGUGUGUAGGUCAAGAUUGAAAUCGUGUGGGUUUGAACCUGGACAUAUAAGCCCAAGCUUAUGAAAUGAAGUGUGCAGUAUUUAAUGCAAAUAGCUAUAGCACAAUGACUCACUUUUUAUGUGCUCUUUUUAAGACAAAAAGGAAAAAGUACAAAAAACAAGAAGUUACUUCUUAAUUUAUUUUAUUUUUUACGUGAUUUUAUCUUUUACAGAUUAUUUUUUUAAUUUUAUGCAUUUGUUUUCGUUUCCGCCAAAAUUCGGGUGCAGGCCUUGACGUUAUAUUGUAUCUACUCUGUCUGUGGAACACCCUGAUAUAGUCAGCAACUAAUGACAAAAACGAAAAAUUUCUUUGUAUUUUUUUUUUGUUGCCAAAAAGCAUAAAUUGGUUACUGUUGCCAUUUACUGAGAAGGUGUAGCUCAUAAACUUAUGUAUAUUGAUAUUAUAUAUGCUAUAUCUAUAUAGCAUCAUUGCUAUUAUUAUGGCAGAUAAUUAAAAUUUCUCACUUGCGUUACUUUAAGGAAUUUAGAAUGAAUGCAGCACAAUGCUAAGUUGUUCUUAUAACCAACCCACGGGCUCAAAUGUGGAAUGUGUUAUGUUUCACCAACCUCUCCUCUGACGGACUCUCUCCUGAUAAUAUCACAGGUUCAGAAAACAGUAUUUGCAGUUACAUCAUCACAGUCAGUCCUGCUGUGCCUUGUUUAAAAGUUGUGAACGAUGGGGGGGGGGGGGGGGGGGGGGGAAACUGACAGCCAUUUCGGCAUUCUUCGGUUCAGAAGGGUCACUGUCAUUGCAUGUUGAAGACUCUCAUUUAGAAUAGUGAAUUGAAUCCUGUGUAGGCUACAACAGUCAUGCAACCCUUAUAGGUUAGGCCACCUCAGUCCAGUGUGAAUUCACAUCACCUCAUUUGUUCAUUCUUUGACCUUCCUGAAUCUAAAAGAGAUAAGGUCUUUCAAGUGGUCAUUGCAAUUCCAUGUCUCUGUUUUUACUAGGAACUGCCCAGAGCAUUACGUAAUGAAGAAAUCCCAUGGAACACAUUAAGUAUAUUCACCAUGUUUAUGUUUAGAUGCUUGACUCAUUAACUGCCCUGUAGUACACAUUUAUUGAAACCUCACAUAAGUACAUUGUUUCUUGUAGGUUGUGGGGUACCUGUUGAAAAAUCCUUGAAGGCUUUUUCUUUUGAAGGCUUCUGUUGAACGAGUUUUACAAGACGUGCCAUGACCGGUUAAUGCCUGGACAUUGCAUUUAGUAUAGGGCAUACUGUUAUAAUUGUGAACAGGGUUUAGGGUUCCUACACAUGCAAAUCUUGAAUUUGCUUUAUCUGUACUGUAAUGUGAAAAUAUUUAGCUUCAUUCAAUUAUUAAGCUUUUCCACUUAAAGGUGAUAUUUAUGCAAUUUUUAAAAACGCUUCUUUUUCUUUUGCUAUACAUUCCCCAAAAUAUGAAAUGUCAUGAAUUUAGUGAUAUCAAUAUUCUGUCUUCCAAAGCAUGCAAUGCCCCAAAUAAACUGGUUA
Anguilla anguilla (European eel) is the source of this 5127-nucleotide messenger RNA. RefSeq names its product tripartite motif-containing protein 3-like. The record is from RefSeq and is a predicted model, not a curated record. The coding region runs from base 470 to 2785 and encodes 771 amino acids. Gene Ontology annotation, molecular function: zinc ion binding; ubiquitin protein ligase activity; translation repressor activity. The transcript is spliced from 13 exons. NCBI's taxonomy places the organism in Eukaryota, Metazoa, Chordata, Actinopteri, Anguilliformes, Anguillidae. Gene Ontology annotation, biological process: proteasome-mediated ubiquitin-dependent protein catabolic process; protein polyubiquitination; negative regulation of translation.